Microcebus murinus (gray mouse lemur) is the source of this 551-nucleotide messenger RNA. RefSeq names its product keratinocyte associated protein 2 (gene KRTCAP2). Gene Ontology annotation, biological process: protein N-linked glycosylation. Lineage: Eukaryota; Metazoa; Chordata; Mammalia; Primates; Cheirogaleidae. The record is from RefSeq and is a predicted model, not a curated record.
GUGAAGCAAAGCCGUGUUGGGCGCUGACGCAUGCGCACAGCUAACUGCACCCGGUUCGGCUCCCCUUUCUUGGUCAGAGGCGCCGAUUGGACUCAGGGCCGGGGCAUGAUGGUGGUGGGUACGGGCACGUCGCUGGCGCUCUCCUCCCUCCUGUCCCUGCUGCUCUUCGCUGGGAUGCAGAUGUACAGCCGCCAGCUGGCUUCCACCGAGUGGCUUACCAUCCAGGGGGGCCUGCUUGGCUCCGGCCUCUUCGUCUUCUCUCUCACUGCCUUCAAUAAUCUGGAGAAUCUUGUCUUUGGCAAAGGAUUCCAAGCAAAGAUUUUUCCUGAGAUUCUCCUCUGCCUCCUGUUGGCUCUCUUUGCAUCUGGCCUCAUCCACCGAGUCUGUGUCACCACCUGCUUCAUCUUCUCUAUGGUUGGUCUAUACUACAUCAACAAGAUCUCUUCCACCCUGUACCAGGCAACAGCUCCAGUCCUCACACCAGCCAAGGUCACGGGCAAGGGCAAGAAGAGAAACUAACCUUGAAUGUUCAAUAAAGUUGAUUCUUUUUA